AGAGAGAGAGAGAGAGAGAGAGAGAGAGAGAGAGAGAGAGAGAGAGAGAGACACACACACACAAAGAGAGUGAGCGACAGACGAGAGAGAAAGAGAGAGAGACCCCGUGGGCACAACUCAGACACUGAAACAGUCAUCAUCUUCCAAGGACCAGAACAACACAGGUGAGAGAGACAAGAGAUUCUGACCAUGGCGUCGUUCGAACCUCAGGGCCAGUCUCCUCCUUGCUGUGGCCCCCAGUUCCCCAGCUUGGGCCAGGAACCUACAGAACUCAGCAUGUACAGUGACUGCUACUAUCCUCCGCCAUCGCUCCCCAGCCCCCAGCGCACCCCCGACACCUCCUAUGACUACAGCACCUCCUCCCCCAACCCUUACCUGUGGUUCAACGGAUCCAGCAUCAACGCUCCCCCUUACCUGGCCACUGCCGGGCCUCCAGGUAACCCCGGGCCCCCCUUCGUCCCCCAGCACUACGGAAUGCAGAGGCCCUACCUGGGGUCCAGCGGGGCGGGGGUCCCUGGGGGGGAGCUGAGCUGGUUCUCUCUGCCCUCACAGGAAGACCUGAUGAAGCUGGUACGCCCGCCCUACUCCUACUCUGCCCUCAUCGCCAUGGCGAUCCACGGCGCCCCGGAGCGGCGGCUGACCCUGAGUCAGAUCUACCAGUAUGUGGCCGAUAACUUCCCCUUCUACAACAAGAGCAAGGCUGGCUGGCAGAACUCGAUCAGGCACAACCUGUCACUUAACGACUGCUUCAAGAAGGUCCCCAGAGACGAGGACGAUCCCGGUAAGGGUAACUACUGGACACUAGACCCAAACUGUGAGAAGAUGUUUGACAAUGGAAACUUCCGUCGUAAAAGGAAGAGGAAGUCUGAUUCGCUGUCUGAAGGAGAGGGGGAGUCAGUAGGGCUGGAGUCAGGUGAUCCCGAUGACCGGGGGAGUCCCCAACCCCCCAGCAACCAUGGGAUCGACAUGUCCCAGACGCCAGAGAGAAUCCCCUCCCCUUCCUCCUCAGGUACCGCCCCUUGCCUGAGCAGCUUCCUGUCUGAGAUGUCUGGAGUGGUAUCUGGGGGAGCCAAUGUAAUCGGAGGAGAUUCGCUGAACCAUGCCCUGCCCAUAACCCUUACCCUGGACGGGACCCAGAGGCCUACACAGCCUGGGGGUUUUGGUAGUUACUGCCUCAGCUCAGGUGCUUUGGAGUGGGCUUCCCAGCUACCGCCUCCUCCUGGCCUCUCCUCCUCGCCCACCCACUCCUCCCUGGGUUACAGCAGCCCCAUCCUCAGCCAGUUCAAUGGGCAUUUCUACCCUGGCUUGGGCUCAGCAAGCAUCCUAUACCCACAGGAAGGCACAGAGGUCUGAACAGACUGAUAGAGGGGGAGACAGGAAUGGGCAGGAGACAACUAGAGGUCUGAAGAGACUGAUAGAGGGGGAGACAGGGUUGGGCAGGAGACAACUAGAGGUCUGAAGAGACUGAUAGAGGGGGAGACAGGGAUGGGCAGGAGACAACUAGAGGUCUGAAGAGACUGAUAGAGGGGGAGACAGGGUUGGGCAGGAGACAACUAGAGGUUUGAAGAGACUGAUAGAGGGGGAGACAGGGUUGGGCAGGAGACAACUAGAGGUCUGAAGAGACUGAUAGAGAGGGAGACAGGGUUGGGCAGGAGACAACUAGAGGUCUGAAGAGACUGAUAGAGGGGGAGACAGGGUUGGGCAGAAGACAACUAGAGGUCUGAAGAGACUGAUAGAGGGGGAGACAGGGUUGGGCAGAAGACAAUUAGAGGUCUGAAGAGACUGAUAGAGAGGGAGACAGGGAUGGGCAGGAGACAACUAGAGGUCUGAAGAGACUGAUAGAGGGGGAGACAGGGAUGGGCAGGAGACAACUAGAGGUCUGAAGAGACUGAUAGAGGGGGAGACAGGGAUGGGCAGGAGACAACUAGAGGUCUGAAGAGACUGAUAGAGGGGGAGACAGGGAUGGGCAGGAGACAACUAGAGGUUUGAAGAGACUAAAGAAAGAAGGAGAGGGAGAAAGAGACUUCUACCUGAGACUGAACUGUCUGCACACACACACACACACACACACACACACACACACACACACACACACACACACACACACACACACACACACACACACACACACACACACACACACACACACACACACACACACACACACACACACACACACACACACACACACACACACACACACACACACACACACACACACACAGUAGUCCGUUAGCACUGACAGGGCAGGGCUUAGUUGCAUGUGACAGCAGGAUGAGCAGGGCCUGGUUCCCAAGGAAACAGCAGAGUCAGCCAUGACACACAAAUCUAUAAUUGCUGACUGUCAUCACAUUUUGUAUAUAUUUGUAUUUGUAUUUAAGGAGUGUAUUUUAUUGGUUAUGUAUGUGUUUUUAUAUCUGAGUGCUUGCGUCUAAAACAUUUGUUCAACAUGUGCCAUUGUAGAAUAGUGAUUUGCGAUGGACGCAGACCUGGGUUCAGAUACAUGUGUAUUGAGUAUUUGUUAUUCAAAUAUUUUGUUCUGUGUAUUUAAGUAUUGUCAAAUAAACAGCUCAAAACAAGUACUUUUAAUUGAGCAUUUGAAUGGUUAUUUGUGAAAAAAAACAAAUAGUCAACCAAAUUGAAUCUGAAAGUAUUUUCAAAUAUUUAUUUCAUAUACUCGUAUUUGAGUCAGUGUAUUUGAGUAUUUCCUACUACUUUCUAAGUCUAUUUACAAAUAAAUGUCAAUAUUCAGCUACUUGGUUUUUUUCAAAUAAAUUUGAUCUGAAUACGUGUUUUAAAUUGUAUUGAAAAGUAAUUGAAAUACCUUAAAUAGCAUUUGAACCCAGGUCUGGUAUGGCUUAUACCAACAUUGGUCUGAUGUUUGUUUUUGAUAAGAAAAAUAAAAUACAGAAAAACUUUC
Molecule: messenger RNA, 2920 nt
Organism: Oncorhynchus gorbuscha (pink salmon)
Lineage: Eukaryota; Metazoa; Chordata; Actinopteri; Salmoniformes; Salmonidae
Product: forkhead box protein I1-like
Exons: 2
Coding region: 190-1353 (387 amino acids)
Biological process (GO): anatomical structure morphogenesis; cell differentiation; regulation of transcription by RNA polymerase II
Molecular function (GO): DNA-binding transcription factor activity, RNA polymerase II-specific; RNA polymerase II cis-regulatory region sequence-specific DNA binding
Source: RefSeq, a predicted model, not a curated record